AUGUCGGUGUUAGUAGAGACCACGCUCGGAGCGCUAGUGCUGGACCUAUAUGUGGACGAUUGUCCAUUGGCGUGUACGAAUUUCCUAAAAUUAUGCAAGACAAAAUACUAUCAUGGCUGUUUAUUCUUUAAUGUUCAAGAGAAUUUUAUGGUUCAGACAGGAGAUCCAACGGCUACGGGGAAUGGUGGCGAUUCGAUUUAUGGCCAAUUAUAUGGAGCCCAAGCCCGAUUUUUUGAAGACGAAUUGCCGCAGCCAAUCAGACGGUCUCAUGAAGACCGCAGGGGCCUCUUAGGAAUGGCGUCUGGUUUGGCCAAUCAGAAUGGAUCACAAGUAUACCUAACCACAAGAGCCGACGAUAUGGCAUAUUUAGAUGAGCAGCAUACGAUUUUUGGUGAAGUGGCCGAAGGAAUGGAUGUUUUAGACCAGAUUAAUGCUUUAUAUGUGGAUAAAGACUAUCGACCAUAUCAAGAUGUACGAAUUAAACACACGUACGUGUUGGACGAUCCAUUUCCAGAUCCAAAAGGACUGGAGGAGCUUAUUCCUCCAUCGUCACCGACUCGAGAAAGACCAGCGCAAGAGCAGGUUGAACCAAGACUUGCAGCGGAUGAGAAAUUGGACGACAAUGAAGGUAGGACGGAACAAGAGAUUGAGAAGGCGGUCCGGGAGAAAGAAGCCAAGUCACGUGCUGUGGUGCUCGAGAUGAUUGGCGACCUGCCAGAUGCAGACGUGAAACCACCGGAAGAAGUGCUGUUUGUGUGCAAGCUGAACCCCGUGACGGAAAGUGCGGAUCUGGAUAUGGCUUUUUGUCGAUUUGGAACGUGCAAGUCCGAAGUAAUUCGAGACCAAAAGACGGGCGAUUCCUUGUGUUUUGCAUUUGUGGAAUUUACAGACCGGCGACAUUGUGAAGAGGCGUAUUUCAAAAUGAAUAAUGUUCUACUGGAUGACCGUCGCAUCAAGGUGGACUUUAGUCAGUCGGUUUCGAAGUUGUGGAAUAAGGUCAAACGACGACCGUGGGAGAAGACGAGCAAGCGUGAUGGUGACGCGGUUGCUAGUGACAGGAAAGGAGGCGGCCGUGGUGGCAAAUAUGGCGGUGGUAGACGUCUUGAGCUCGGUGGUAAUUUGAGGUUGAAGUCGCGUGGUGCCGACAAUUUCAAGCUUGUGGAAGAAGAAGAAGUCGCAUCUUCUUUGCGUCGAUCGAAACCAGCUUCUGUCCGCCAGCAAAGUCGUAGUCCUGACAGACGGCAAUCGUCACGAAGCGAAAGGGACUCGGCGCGAUCACAGCGGGAAAGGAGCCGGAAUUGUGAGCGACAAAGUGAUCGACAUCAUAGCUCGGGCCGCGAACGACACGAUCGACGACAUCAAAGCCGUAGUCGGGACCGAGUGAGACGGAAUCGAAGUCGCAGUCCUAGCAGAAGUCGCAAGCGCAAACAGAGCAGUGGUCACGAUUAUCGUUCUCGUCGGUAA
Peronospora farinosa is the source of this 1464-nucleotide messenger RNA. The record is from the annotation of a GenBank genome assembly. NCBI's taxonomy places the organism in Eukaryota, Oomycota, Peronosporomycetes, Peronosporales, Peronosporaceae.